Zophobas morio is the source of this 2121-nucleotide messenger RNA. RefSeq lists its product as uncharacterized. The transcript has 18 exons. Lineage: Eukaryota; Metazoa; Arthropoda; Insecta; Coleoptera; Tenebrionidae. The record is from RefSeq and is a predicted model, not a curated record. Gene Ontology annotation, cellular component: eukaryotic translation initiation factor 3 complex, eIF3m. Gene Ontology annotation, biological process: translational initiation. The coding region runs from base 540 to 2069 and encodes 509 amino acids. Gene Ontology annotation, molecular function: translation initiation factor activity; translation initiation factor binding; metallopeptidase activity.
GUAAAUUAUUUUCCGUUUCUUUUGAUUUUGAAUCCAAAAGACUUGUCUGGUUAGACGAAAAAGAACGACUUUGCGUUAGUCAUCUGAUUUUGGAGGGGCAGAAAGAGACCAGCUUUCUGCUCAUUAGCAAAUUUAAAAGAAAUUUAAGUCUGUAUUCAGGCCACGUGCUUGAUCAAAAACGUUGGCGUGCGGAUCUUAUUGCUUUUAAUCGUUCGUAUGUCUGCAUUUCUGGAACUUCUACUGAUAAUAAAAACAUCUUAAGCGUAUUUGAAACUGAUUAUGGGACUUUGUUGCAAUCAGACACUUUUAGCAGUACUGAAAAUAAUGUACUAAAUUCAAAUCAUCUUUCAAAAAAACGCCAUUCCGAAGAAAAAUUAAACUGUUUCCUUUUUAAGAUUCGAGUAGUGGAUUGCGAUUACUUUAUUGCUGUAGACGGAAGCAACGCUACUAUUUUCCCUAUUGUCACGCGCGAGCUUCUUACAGCUGACCUUCUUGGCAAUUUAAACAAAACGAAGCAAUUUUUAAGAGAUCCUGAAAACAUGCUUGCUCCUUUCCAAUCUGAACAAGAUGCGAUCUUGCAAAUGUUGAAAUUAAUGGAACAGAGAAAUGAAGAUGAAUUUAUGAAGGCGUUUUCUGUUUACACGCAAAAAACUUCGGAUUCAAAGAAUUCAGUUUAUUCGUAUUUUUUUGUCUGCAGCUUUCUGCGAGCUUGUGUUGAUCAAAAAGAAAUUUUGCUGGAAAGUGCGAUAAAAACUGUUUUAGAAAGCGGAUUUUGUUCCUAUCAAGCUUGCCCUGAACUUUUAUCUUUUUUACUGGAGCGUAAAGCCAUCGAUUUGCUUGAACUCUAUUUUUUGCACGUGUCUGAUAUUCCUGAGUCCCAAAUAGUCGAUUUACUUAAUUUUGCAGUUAAUCAGGACAACGAUGCCUUUUUAUUGGAAUAUUUUAGUCAACACUGGUCGGUUGCUCGCAAGAAACUGCAACCUCCUUAUGAAAAGCCUGGCGAUGUUCUUCUUGCUUUGGCAUUUUCUUCGGCGCGAAACGAUAAUUUUCUUCUCUCCGCUCUUAAGAAAAUCCCGAUUGAAUCAACGUUGAAGCUUCUGCGUUUUGCCGUUUGCUGGAUUCGUCGUUACGCAAGUAAUGAAGAGCGGGUAGCUAAAAAGUUAACGGCGGCAUUGCGGGCUCCUUCGUAUCUUCAAGUACUGGACUGGUUGGCUGUCCUUUUAGAUUCGCAUCUUCCCCGGCUGGUCCUCUUCGCAGAGACGCGCCAGUGUCUUCUAGAAAUCGCAGGCGUUGUUACUUGCGAGCUUAAAAUUUUAGCAGGACUUUUGGAAAGAGUUAUAGGGACGCUGCUUGGGCAUAAAUUAGAAAAUGAAGUGACUGUAACUAAAUGUUUUAUGGUCCCUCACAGUGAAACUGAACAUGAGGUGGCUGUAAAUAUGGAAUUUCAAACGAAGUUUUAUGAGCUUCAUAAAAAAGUUAACCCUAAAGAAGUGAUAGUGGGCUGGUUUGCCUCCGGCGACAAAAUUAACGAUUAUUCUCUGCUUAUUCACGAAUUUUAUACCAAUCUUUGCUGCGAUCCCGUCCAUUUAACUAUUGAUGUAAUGCUUACUAACGGAGACAUGUCUAUUAAAAGCUACCAGACCAUGAAAUUUGGACAAUUAAAUUCCGAGUCGAACGUUGGAACCGCUUUUUAUUCUCUAGACACCACAGUUAUAUAUGCCGAGAAUGAAGCUAUUGCCGUUGACAUGAUGCAAAAAAAUACUGAUACGGUUAAUCCGUUUUCUAUUAUGACCGAUAAGAAUCAUCUUAAAUCAGCUCUUUCGGAAUUGUUAAAGCUAAUAACUCGCGUCACAACUUAUGUUAAAAGGGCUUUAGAUGGGGAAAUACCUUCUGAUAAACAAAUAAGCCAUAUUUUGUGGGACAUUAUUUCCACUAUUCCCGACGUCGACACUGAAACUUUUGAUAAACUUUUCAAUAAUAAUUUGCAUGACAUGCUUAUGGUCAUGUUUUUGACCAACCUCACUAGAACCCAACUCAAAAUCGCUGACAGACUCUAUAUAGCUCUAUAAAUUUCUAUACCAAUUUCUUGAAUUUCUCCUGAUCGACCGAAUUUGAAUUCUU